Cyprinodon variegatus (sheepshead minnow) is the source of this 1647-nucleotide messenger RNA. It is a transcript of the gene esm1, whose product is annotated as endothelial cell-specific molecule 1. Gene Ontology annotation, cellular component: extracellular region. NCBI's taxonomy places the organism in Eukaryota, Metazoa, Chordata, Actinopteri, Cyprinodontiformes, Cyprinodontidae. The record is from RefSeq and is a predicted model, not a curated record. The coding region runs from base 36 to 713 and encodes 225 amino acids. The transcript has 3 exons.
AAUGGGCAGAAACAAAAAAAAGGGACAACACCGGGAUGAGGAAAUUGGCCGUGAGCAAAACAAAGUUGUUUAUUGCUGAUAAGCAUACAACCUGCAACCUGAUGAUCAGUGGGUCAGUCUCCUUCAGAGCAGAUCGUUGUUCCCCUCUGACUCUCUCUCUAACCGCCCUGCAUCCAGUGAUGUCCCUCCUGCUCCUCACCCUGCUCUCCUCUCUAGUGCUGCGUGAUGCUGAGGCGUGGGGCGCGGGCGUGAAGUAUGCGGUGAACUGCCCGGACAGAUGCAGCGUGGAGCGUUGCGGCGGCACUCUGCGCUGUGCGCGCACAGUCCUGGAUGACUGCGGCUGCUGCCAGGUCUGCGCGGCCGCCAGAGGAGAGCACUGCUACCGCACCGUGUCUGGGAUGCACGGCGUCAAGUGCGGACCGGGGCUGUUCUGCGAGUUUUACAAGGAUGAGGACGACUAUGGAGACGAGUACGGGAUUUGCAAAGACUGUCCUUAUGGGACAUAUGGGGUUGAGUGCCGCAAAACCUGCAGCUGCAAAGGAGGCAUAUGUGACAGGGAAACUGGAGCCUGCCUCACCCUCACAUUCUUUGCCAAAAUUGCCAGCAAGCUCAAAACUGGCCCUCAAGCAGGGUCUGAGAUUAAUUCAGGACAAGUGGUUUCUGCACAGAGCAUAGACAGGUCCAGUGCUCCAAAGAGGCUCAACCCUCGCUGACAAAAAAAGAAGGCAAAAAACUGUUCAAAUGUUCAGUCUAAAUGUAGCAUUAAUUUAUAUAUAAACAAAGUAUGUUUAACUAUGUAUGAGAUCAUCCUGACCAGCAUUUUAAAUCUUGUUUGGUUCUUUUUUAAUCUUUUCUGCUCUUUAAAUAUUGGUUUUAUUGCUUUUUCCCUUGUUGAUUGUAAUCUAUUGCAAUUCUAUAUUCAUCAACAAAUACUUUAAACAUCAGUUUAUCAUUUCCAUUAUAGCUCUGUAUGGUGCAUACAAACCAAAUGGGGGACAUUCUUGAAAAACAUGAACAAAUUGAUUUCAAUUUAUAUGAUACAGGUAACUGUUAAAGUAUACUAUUUUAGCCCAAAUCAAUUUCUAUAAUAAUGGAAAUGGUCUGACGUUUCCAGAAUGAAUGGAUUAAAAGAAUUUUAUGAUUAUACCCAAAUGCAUUUGAACCAGUAAAGUAAGCGCAGUUAAAUAUUUAUGGAAAUCCAAGCUGACUUUGCAAGAGUUAUUUGGGGCUUCUGUUGUCAAAUUAAAACUCUGAGUAGAGAUUAAAUUCAAACUUUACAACUCCUGCAAAAGAUAUAUAUAUUCUAAACAUUAAUGUUUGUUCAACCUUGUAUUUUAAUAACAUUUUAAAAUGUUGUUGCUAAAACUUUAACCUAAAAAAGAUACUUCUAAAUUACAGGAAAUGUUUUAAAAAAGAAACAUUAUUGAUGAGGUGUUAAUAACAUUUUCUUCAUCCAAGACCGUUUUGAUAAUUUUUGGGUUUAUUUCUGCAUAUUUAGUUGUUUCUUUUUAAAAUAAAUUAAAGUGAAUGAAGGUUUAAUUCCUAACAGCCAAAGUUUUUUUAAUUAUAUUUUGCCUUGUAUAUCAUUGCUGCUGAAAUUUACCUGUGGCAAUAUUUUUUGUUUUAUUGACUAUUUUAUUUUCAUAA